GCCUGGAGCGGGCGAUGCUGAUGAUCGCGCUGCUGCAGCUGAGCGCAGUCACAGUCGGGGUCGCCGUCGCCCACCUGAGCGUGCCGAGCCCGCCGGUGCACGGCCACGGGAGGCACCAUCCGCCGCCACGGCAGCAGCAUGGGCGGAAUGGACACCGCCAACCUACCCGUCUCAAGAACGCGGUGGCGAUGCCCUUCAACGUCGCGAUCCCUGGGCGGGGCAUGCACCUGGCGGGGUGGCGCGCGGCGACUACGCCCACUCCCGCUACGCCAUGGUGCAACCGCCUGCAGGCAUGGCAGCCGCUGGCGGUGGCCCAGGGGAGGCACCUGCCGCUGGAAGCGCCGCAGGUGGCGAAGGUGGCCUUGGACACGGCGCCCACCCGGGUCGUCCAGUUCUCUGCGAUGCAGCACGACCUCCAGACCUACAUGCAGACCACAAUGGGAGCGGCUAUGGCUGCGAUGCAGACGGACCUUGCCGCCACGCUGCAGCAGCAGCUUGCGCCCACCAUCCAGCGCGUCACCGACACCGAGCGUGACGUCCGCACCGUGCAGGACCGCACGUCGGAGCUGGAGCGCGAGCAGCGACACCUGCGGGAGCAAGUGCAAGCCAUGCAAUCAGCUCUCUCGAUGGCGGAGGUGGCCAGCUCAAGCGAGUCCAUCGAUGUCGCUCGCCUGGCCACCUGGUUCAGGCCCACGAAUCCGCAGCUCUUCAGCAUCAACACAAGCACCGAGGUCACGAAGAACGCAAUCAUGGAGGGGCUGGCUGAGUGGUUUGACCAUGCGAACGUGCGAAAGGACGCAGUGCAGGUUGUGGGGCCUCACGCUCCCGCCAAGAAGUUUGCCCUUUUCCUCCCGGGCAAGGAAGCCGGUGUUAUUCGUGCUCAGGCCCUCACUUGCGCUCUUCGGGAUGAAACUGGGCAGUACCGCAAGUUCCCCGCGACGGCAGUG
Molecule: messenger RNA, 947 nt
Organism: Prorocentrum cordatum
Lineage: Eukaryota; Dinophyceae; Prorocentrales; Prorocentraceae
Source: the annotation of a GenBank genome assembly